Messenger RNA from Labrus bergylta (ballan wrasse), 1316 nucleotides. Lineage: Eukaryota; Metazoa; Chordata; Actinopteri; Labriformes; Labridae. The record is from RefSeq and is a predicted model, not a curated record.
GAGCUGCUGGGUGUGUUUUGCCACAGACGAGGAUGACCGCACAGCAGAGUGGGUGCGUCCGUGUCGCUGCCGCGGCUCCACUAAGUGGGUUCACCAGGCCUGCCUGCAGCGCUGGGUGGACGAGAAGCAGCGGGGAAACAGCACAGCACGCGUGGCCUGCCCACAAUGCAACGCAGAGUACCUCAUCGUCUUCCCCAAACUGGGCCCUGUUGUCUACGUGCUGGACUUGGCCGACCGGCUUAUCUCUAAGGCCGGCCCCUUCGCUGCAGCCGGCAUCAUGGUGGGCUCCAUCUACUGGACGGCUGUGACCUACGGAGCGGUCACUGUCAUGCAGGUGGUUGGCCAUAAGGAGGGUUUGGACGUCAUGGAGCGGGCAGACCCUCUGUUCCUGCUCAUCGGCCUGCCCACCAUCCCCGUCAUGCUGAUCCUGGGGAAGAUGAUCCGCUGGGAGGACUAUGUGCUGCGUCUGUGGAGGAAGUACUCCAACAAACUGCAGAUCCUCAACAGCAUCUUCCCAGGAAUCGGCUGCCCAGUUCCUCGUAUCCCGGCGGAGGCCAGCCCUCUAGCGGACCACGUGUCAGCCACGCGGAUCCUGUGCGGUGCCCUCGUCUUUCCUACCAUCGCCACCAUCGUCGGGAAGCUCAUGUUCAGCAGCGUAAACUCCAACCUGCAGAGGACCAUCCUGGGAGGAAUCGCCUUUGUGGCCAUCAAAGGGGCGUUCAAGGUCUACUUCAAACAGCAGCAGUACAUGAGACAAGCCCACCGCAGGAUCCUUAACUUCCCCCCCGAGCAGGAGGAGGCCUGAGGAGGCUCCGAGGAGGAUCUGAGGACAGCCGGGUGGAGCGGGGAGUAAAAAGAAAAAAAACUGUCAGACUGUGAACAGGAAGUGCUGAUAAAACAUUUAGCAUCAGUGUCACCCUUUAUCUCCCUCACACCUUUCACCCCUUCUGGACUGACUCCUCCACAACAACAUGGCACCUUUUUAUAAACCUCCAUGAGCUGAAGCCCGACUGGAGCACGAUAACACACACGCACACUCACACACCUGUGGUGGAUGUGCUUAAACAAUCACAUGACUAACCCUUAUUGUGAACUUACUGUAUUUUAAAGGAGGAGUGCGGGGCAUGUGUAAUUAGGUUUUAUAAUAUCAAUAAUAAAUAAUCAUUGUUUUAUAAAGGUUUAUUUUGCAGAUUUGAAGCCCUGCCUUCGCCAAUGUUUGCGUUUCUAUCGAGCAAGGAGCGAUGUUCAGUGUGGAAUGUAUUAAAGAUGAAUGAAUAAAUCGUGUUUAACCAUCGUGACUCAACACAACACACAGA